Molecule: messenger RNA, 734 nt
Organism: Penaeus vannamei (Pacific white shrimp)
Lineage: Eukaryota; Metazoa; Arthropoda; Malacostraca; Decapoda; Penaeidae
Source: RefSeq, a predicted model, not a curated record
AGUGGCUGUCACCAUCUGCCUCAAAUCAAGUGCUCUGUAUAUUAGUGGUGUUAGGAGAGUAGGGGGCAAAAAAAAAACUGACAAAAUGACAAAGGAAGAAGUAAAGGGCAAGAAGCAAGGAGAUGUUGAAAUGACAAUUCCUGAUGCUAUUAUGUGGGCUGCAAAGGAUAUUAUAAAUGAUCCAAGGUUGUCAAAUCUCACACAGGAAAAGUACAUACCUAUGUGGAAGUAUGGUGCCCUUGUUCUAACAAGUGUGUAUCUGGUCUUCGGAUGGGGUGCUCAGUUGAUCUGCAAUGCCAUUGGAUUUGUCUACCCUGCAUACUGCAGUAUCAAAGCCCUGGAAUCUGUGAGGAAAGAAGAUGACACACGCUGGCUGACCUACUGGGUUGUCUUUGCCCUGUUCUCUGUUUGUGAAUUCUUCUCGGAUCUGCUCUUGUCAUGGUUCCCAUUCUACUGGCUGGCUAAGUGCUUGUUCCUGGUAUGGUGCUUCAUGCCAGUCUCCUGGAAUGGAUCAGAAUUCAUCUACAACCGUGUCAUCAAACCUGCAUUCAUGAAGCAUCAGCAGGAGAUUGACACAGCCAUGUCCAAGGUGACUGACAAGAUCAACGAGCUGGCCGACUCUGCCACACGAGUUGCUGCUGAUGCCAUCAAGAAGGAUUAAGGAGAAACUAGGUGUGUUGCUUGCGGAAGAUAAAAUGGUUGAACAUAUUCUUGCCAUCCAUAUGCUGAGGUUA